Messenger RNA from Clupea harengus (Atlantic herring), 2932 nucleotides. It is a transcript of the gene nmt1a, whose product is annotated as N-myristoyltransferase 1a. Gene Ontology annotation, molecular function: glycylpeptide N-tetradecanoyltransferase activity. Gene Ontology annotation, cellular component: cytoplasm. The record is from RefSeq and is a predicted model, not a curated record. Gene Ontology annotation, biological process: N-terminal peptidyl-glycine N-myristoylation. NCBI's taxonomy places the organism in Eukaryota, Metazoa, Chordata, Actinopteri, Clupeiformes, Clupeidae.
AGGCCAUCUUUCGUGGGUUCGAUUCUUCGAGUCGCACAAGACCAAUUUCCUACUUCCUGGUUAAAGAUGGCGGAUGAGAAUGAGACAGCACCGAAUACGGAGCAAGAAGUAGGAAUAGAAGAAGAUCAUGGACACUGCAGCGACUGCGAGAAUGAAGAACAUCACUUUGAUGAUGGGGAGAAAGGUGACAGUGGAGCCAAGAAGAAGAAAAAGAAACAGAAGAAGAAGAAGGAUAAGUCUGCAGUAAAGGAUCCUGCACAGGACCCGCUGGCAAAGGUGAACUCACUCCCUGCUGAUAAACUGCAGGAGAUACAGAAAGCCAUCGAGCUCUUUUCCGUAGGCCAAGGUCCUGCCAAAACUAUGGAGGAGGCGAGUCGUCGAAGCUACCAGUUCUGGGACACACAGCCUGUCCCCAAGCUAGGAGAGGUGGUGACGUCGCAUGGCUCCAUCGAGCCAGACAAGGACCAGAUUCGAGAGGAGCCCUACAGCCUUCCUACAGGCUUCAGCUGGGAUGCUCUGGACCUGGGAAAUGCUGCCGUGUUGAAGGAGCUCUAUACCCUCUUGAAUGAGAACUACGUUGAGGAUGAUGAUAACAUGUUCCGUUUCGACUACUCCCCUGACUUCCUGCUCUGGGCUCUGCGACCCCCAGGCUGGAUGCCCCAGUGGCAUUGCGGUGUGAGGGUGGACUCCAACCAGAAGCUUGUGGGCUUCAUCAGUGCCAUCCCAGCCAAUAUUCGCAUCUAUGAAAAUGACAAGAAGAUGGUGGAGAUCAACUUCCUGUGUGUCCACAAGAAGCUGCGCGCCAAGCGUGUGGCUCCCGUGCUGAUCCGAGAGAUCACCAGACGGGUCAACCAGCAGGGCAUCUUCCAGGCCGUCUACACUGCAGGGGUAGUGCUGCCCAAACCUGUGGGAACUUGCAGGUACUGGCAUCGAUCUCUAAACCCUCGUAAACUGAUUGAGGUGAAGUUUUCCCACCUGAGCCGGAACAUGACUAUGCAACGUACCAUGAAACUGUAUCGUCUGCCAGAGGCUCCCAAGAGCUCUGGUCUGCGCCCCAUGACGAAAAAAGAUGUCCCUGGAGUCCACCGGCUCCUGCUAGAGUACCUGAGCCAGUUUCACCUGGCCCCUGUCAUGAGCCUGGACGAGGUGGAGCACUGGCUACUGCCACAAGAGAACAUCAUCGACACCUACAUAGUGGUGACCUCGGAUGGAAAGGUGACUGACUUCCUCAGCUUUUACACGUUGCCCUCCACCAUCAUGAACCAUCCCACACACAGGAGCCUGAAGGCUGCCUACUCCUUCUACAACGUGCACACCACCACGACACUGCUUGACCUGAUGAGCGAUGCACUCAUUCUCGCCAAGUCGAAAGGGUUUGAUGUCUUCAAUGCACUGGAUCUGAUGGAGAACAAGACCUUCCUGGAGAAGCUGAAGUUUGGCAUUGGAGAUGGGAACCUGCAGUACUAUUUGUACAAUUGGAAGUGUCCCAGCAUGGGCCCUGAGAAGGUUGGUUUGGUACUGCAGUGACCUCUCCCAUCCAGUGCCAACCCCCCCUCCCUCCACCCCCCUCCCACUGAGCGUCUCGGCAAGGCUCGGCAAUGACAUCCACAGUGACGACCAGAGCGAUGCUACAGAUGGACUUCCUGUGAAGGAACGACCAGCCACCACCGCCCACUUUUACUUUUUGAACUUUGACCCCAGAACCUGCACAACUGCCACAAAGCAGACAGUUGAAAGUUGGGGAAGGCAGGGGUGUCUCCUCUUUCCUCUCGCUCUUUCCUUUCUGUCUUAAAUUCUUUCCUCUUCUCGGUCUCUUUUCUCUUUCUCUCUGUCUUGCUAUACGCAUGGACCUGAAGCCAUUGUAAUUACCAUCAUUGGACUACUCUAACAUCUUAAGUCUCUAAAGAUUGUAACACUCAAUGCACGCACACAAACAAACUCACACUGUACACACACUGUUCAAGUCUCCAUCAACAGCCCAUACACUUGGAUCUGAAGUCAUGUAAUUCUGACAUAAAUGUUACGCUACACUUAAUCUCUAACAUGCAUACACACAACAAAAAAGAAAUCUUCCUCCCUAAAUAAAGGAAGAUGCUUUUGCAAAAAAAAAGGAUAAAAAGAAGAAAAACAAGGAAGUGUGAGGACUUCUUGUCAUUUUUUUCCUCAAAAUGAGCAUUAGAGGAAAACAAUCAAAAAAAAAGUAAACAAUGAAAGAGAAGCAGAAUAAGCAUCAAAAAUCCGAUGAGAGAUCCGAUAAGCAUCCAAAGGGGACACGACAAGGGCUGCUGUCAGUGACUGCAUUAUCUUCACCUCUGUCUCGGAGCGAGGCUUGAAUCCCUCCCCUCCCUGCCCCUCUGCCUGAAUCUCAGUGUUGCCAUGGAGAUAGUGUUGUUAAAAAAUAUUAUAACUUUUCUUUUUUUUGCAAAUUGUGCCCAAAUAAUGGGCGAGUGUGGCAGGCAAGGACAUGAGUGGACAUGCCUUCUGGUUUGUGUGGCUUCUCCCCUCCCACUCUGCUAGCUACUGUAUGCCAUUAGACAAGCCCUCUGAAUAAUACAUGCGAACACCAUAAAUAAAACAGACUCGGAAACAUGGCAAUGGUAGAAUUGUGGGACUGGAUAGGCUACGUGUUAGGUAUUUUUGGUAUAGCGGUUGCAGAUGAGUUUAAAAGCCGUGUUGGUAUUCUGGAGAAUUAAAUUCUCAUGUCAGGGAUUUGUUGGGGAUGGAUGCAUUGAUUGGGAUGGGAGGGAGGGAUUUGGCAUUUGUUUUAUAAACAGUAUAGUUUUUUUGUUUGGGUUUUUUUUUUUGGGGUGGGGGGGUGGCAUUGGAUAGAAUGGUUAAAAACGGGUCCUGUAGCAUUACAGAUGAUGGAGAGACAAAUGUGAAGAUGCAGGUGAUUCUUUUUUUUGUGCUAAAUAAAGUUUAGAAAUUGUGA